Molecule: messenger RNA, 1371 nt
Organism: Protopterus annectens (West African lungfish)
Lineage: Eukaryota; Metazoa; Chordata; Ceratodontiformes; Protopteridae
Product: endonuclease domain-containing 1 protein-like
Exons: 2
Coding region: 21-851 (276 amino acids)
Molecular function (GO): metal ion binding; hydrolase activity; nucleic acid binding
Source: RefSeq, a predicted model, not a curated record
CAUUCAUUCACUCACUGAAGAUGAACGCUCUCACAUUUCUGCUUUUAGCCUAUGUUCUACAUUCAUUUGCUGAAGUACUUCCAAACUUUAACAGAUGUAAUAUGUUCUUCUUUGAGGGGAAAGUGCCAUCAGGUUUUAGUUCUGCUUUUUGCAACAUAUGCCAGAGGUACGACAAUAUAUACCAUUUUGCUACACUGUAUGACACUGACAAUAGGAUUCCAGUCUAUUCAGCCUACAUUUAUAAAGAAAGUGCUGCUGGUGGAAGGCAUGAUGAUUGGAAAAUUGAACCACAGCUUGCAGACCAAAAUUGGCCACAUGAUAUGAUGAAGAUCCGUGACCUUGUCGAGUGGGGCAAUCACCAAAUGCCCAGGGUAACUGGAAUCAGGGAGAAAGUAAAUGCAAGUCAGGCAGUAAACAAUGACUAUACACACCAGUCAUAUGACAGAGGCCAUCUUAAUCCAGUCUGCCAUCAAUGUAACAGAUCAGCCAAAGAUGCAACGUUUACCCUCACAAAUGCUGCUCCAAUGAAUUGCUCCCUAAACAGAGGAGGGUGGAGAUCUGUGGAAUCUGCACGGGAAAACAUGAAAAAAGACUGCCAUAAUGAAACUGCUUACAUUAUCACCGGGACUUCCUCUACAGUACAUGCUCUUAAGCUUCAUAACAGAGUGGCUGUGCCUCAGUAUGUGUGGUCAGCGAUGUGUUGCAAAGCGGUGAAUGGAAGCAUAAUCUCUAAUGCUGCAAUAGGUGAUAAUUUGCAAUGCAUUGUAACUAAUGUAACAGUUGCAGUUUGUGAGGCACGAUUAAGUCAGUGGUUCAACAGUAAAAUUUCACUUUUCCAAGGAUUGUGUUGAGUGCAGUAGUCUGUGAAAUCAAUAUACCUUUCCUAUUUGCAGCUGGUAUUUUUGCCAACAAAUCUGUAGCUUACCCUUGAUAGCUUUUAUGUAUGCAUAAAAUAGUAGCGCCAGAACUCUUACUUCCAAAUCAAAAUGCAUCACCCUAAUAUGCAACAUACAAUAAUUUCCCUGUGAAUCUUGCUACCAUUUACGUAAGACAGAUUUUCUAAAAAUCAGUUUACAGAGCUAAGCUAAAGAGGUGGCCUGUGAUAUAACACAGAAAAAGCAAGUGUAUUAAGAUAUUUCAAAGGAAAAUCCCAUCUUUCACACUUUCACAUUAUCAACUUGAUAGACUAGUCAUUGUUCUUACUUUGAAUAGAAGAUAUGUGGCCCAGACUUGGCAACAUUCACAUAUACUUUAUUUUGGAUCACAACAGAAGAGAUGAAAACAAAAAUACAUGUACACACUUCUCAGAACCACUUUUUUUAUUAUUACUUCAUUACUGUUUUUUGGUGUGUGUGUGUGUGUGUGUGUGUG